Molecule: messenger RNA, 467 nt
Organism: Paramacrobiotus metropolitanus
Lineage: Eukaryota; Metazoa; Tardigrada; Eutardigrada; Parachela; Macrobiotidae
Exons: 5
Coding region: 66-467 (133 amino acids)
Source: RefSeq, a predicted model, not a curated record
CUCCACAACAACUUCUGAGGUUAGUUUUUCAACGUUUUUUUCGUCCCACUACGACAAUCGUCAUUAUGAAAUUUUUGGUGACCUUACUCCUUUUGACUGCUCUUAUGGCUUUUGCGGCUGCCAUGCCAGCCAAGGAAGAUCCACCAUCAGCGUCAGCGAAAGAGAGCCCGCCAAAAUCGGGAGUCGCGCCGGAAACGGAUCCUGGCACGCCGAAAACAGGCCCCUACACAAGCUCUUCAUCUCUCGUCCUGGCGAAUCAAAAGGGAAAAGAUCCCGCUGGACCGAGCCGAAUCGGCCGCCCAGAACCUGGAAAUCCCGAUAUCCCCGAGUUCGCACCGGAAAUGCGUCCCGUCAAACCGAAAACGAAGCGCAGUUACAUGAACAUCGGCCCCUCUUUUAUUCCUUGUACCGAGGAAGAAACCCGUAUUAAUCCAAACGACUGCAACAAGAUUCCGUUUUAUUGCUAA